Gossypium raimondii (Peruvian cotton) is the source of this 1801-nucleotide messenger RNA. Its product is annotated as putative clathrin assembly protein At1g03050. Gene Ontology annotation, biological process: clathrin-dependent endocytosis; vesicle budding from membrane; clathrin coat assembly. Bases 1 to 1752 code for a protein of 583 amino acids. Lineage: Eukaryota; Viridiplantae; Streptophyta; Magnoliopsida; Malvales; Malvaceae. The transcript has 2 exons. Gene Ontology annotation, cellular component: clathrin-coated pit; clathrin-coated vesicle. The record is from RefSeq and is a predicted model, not a curated record. Gene Ontology annotation, molecular function: 1-phosphatidylinositol binding; clathrin heavy chain binding; phosphatidylinositol-4,5-bisphosphate binding.
AUGGCACCAAGUAAGAUCCGAAGAGCUCUCGGCCAUGUUAAAGACCAGACGAGCAUUAGUCUCGCCAAAGUCGGCGGUAGUACAUCGCUUUCUGACCUCGAUGUCGCCAUCGUUAAAGCGACGAGACACGAAGAAUACCCCGCCGAAGAACGGCACAUUCGAGAAAUACUUACGUUAACCUCGUAUUCACGAGCUUACGUUAGUGCGUGCGUCAACACUCUCUCGAGACGUCUCAAUAAGACUAAAAAUUGGACCGUAGCAUUGAAAACUUUAAUAUUGAUACAUCGUCUUCUCACCGAAGGUGAUCCGACGUACGAGCAAGAGAUCUUCUUCUCGACGAGGCGUGGGACUCGGAUCCUCAACAUGUCAGAUUUUCGUGACACUUCGCGAUCGAAUUCGUGGGAUUUCUCUGCAUUCGUGCGGACUUUCGCGUUGUACAUCGAUGAAAGUUUGGAAUUUAGAAUGCAAGGGAAGAAUACGAAACGGAAUGUUUAUAAAUGUGAAGAAGAUUUCGGGGAAGACUAUAACAAUAGCCUUGUCGCCGUUAAACCCACUCCGGUCAAUGAGAUGAAAACCGAGCAAUUAUUUCAAAGAAUGCAGCAAUUGCAGCAACUUCUUGAACGCUUCUUAGCUUGUCGACCAACAGGUGAAGCCAAAUGCAAUAGAGUGGUGACGGUGGCGCUUCAUCCGAUCGUAAAAGAGAGUUUCAAUUUAUAUUACGACAUAACCGAAACAAUGGGAGCUUUAAUCGAUCGUUUCAUGGAAGUCGACAUGACAGAUACCAUGAAAAUCUACGAGAUUUUUUGCCGUCAAAGCAAACAAUUCGACGAACUCGAAGCUUUUUAUUCAUGGUGUCGGAGCAUCGGCAUAGCUCGACCGUCGGAGUUCCCGGAGAUCGAAAAAAUAACUCAAAAGAAACUCGACCUCCUCGACGAGUUGAUCCUUGACAAAUCGGCGUUAGCUCAAGGGAACGUCAAUAGAGAUGAACCGGAACGGGAACCGGAAAUUAAAGAACUGGAACCGGAACCGGAACCGGAAGAAGAUAUUAACGCUAUUAAAGCAUUACCACCGCCGCCGGAAAAUUUCUUUGAAGAAGAAGAAAAGGUUGAAGACGAUAAUUCAAAAGCUAUUGUAGUACAACAAGAAGUUGAUUUUUUGAACUUAGGGGAGAACGCUAUGUCGAGUGAAGACCACGCCGAUAAAUUAGCUUUAGCUUUAUUCGACGGUGCCGUUCCGGCGGCUACAUCGUCGGGGUCGGGAUGGGAUACUUUAAAAGCCGAUGCUGGUUGGGAAACCGCCUUGGUUCAGUCCGCGAGUAAUCUAAACAACCUAAAACCGACCCUAGGUGGUGGAUUCGACCAUUUAUUACUCGACGGAAUGUAUCAACAAGGACAAAUGAUGGCGGCGGUGACGAGUUCUGCGGCUACCGGAAGUGCUAGCAGUGUUGCGUUUGGAUCAGCAGGGAGAUCAGCGGCGACACUUGCGUUGCCGGCACCACCUUCAUCGAAUGGUAAUAAGAACAAUGAACCCGUCGCCGUUGACCCGUUUGCGGGGUCGUUGACGGUGGCGCCGCCGUCGUACGUGCAGAUGUCGGAUAUGGAGAAGAAGCAGAAGUUGCUAAUGGAAGAGCAAGUAAUGUGGGAUCAAUUUAAAAGGAAUGGAAUGCGAGGAGGUAACGUUGCAGUGUCGAAUGUACAACAACAAACGUAUCCGUACAAUCAAGGAGGGUGGUAUACACAUAAUUACUAUUGAAGCUUUUCAAACUUCAUUAGUUAUUAAUGUUUUGGUGUUAAUUUUUGUU